Molecule: messenger RNA, 624 nt
Organism: Grammomys surdaster
Lineage: Eukaryota; Metazoa; Chordata; Mammalia; Rodentia; Muridae
Product: olfactory receptor 10C1-like
Exons: 2
Biological process (GO): G protein-coupled receptor signaling pathway
Cellular component (GO): membrane
Molecular function (GO): G protein-coupled receptor activity; olfactory receptor activity
Source: RefSeq, a predicted model, not a curated record
AGAAAGCACAGAGAAAGCACGAAGGUGGCUAAUCAGAAGCAAAAGGAGUAAUUCUCCCACCUUGUGCUGGGAUUGAAGGAGAUGAAUAUCAACUGUUCUCUGUGGCAGGAGAAUAGUUUGUCUGUCAAACGCUUUGCAUUUGCCAAGUUCUCUGAGGUUCCUGGAGAAUGCUUCCUCCUGUUCACCAUCAUCCUCUUCAUGUUCUUAGUAUCACUGACAGGAAAUGCUCUUAUAACCUUUGCCAUCUGCACCAGUCCAGCUCUACACACCCCUAUGUAUUUCUUUCUAGCCAACUUGUCUCUCCUGGAGAUUGGCUAUACUUGCUCUGUAAUACCCAAGAUGUUGCAGAGCCUUGUGAGUGAGGAUCGAGGGAUCUCUCGGGAGGGAUGUGCCACACAGAUGUUUUUCUUCUCAUUUUUUGGUAUAACUGAGUGCUGCCUAUUGGCAGCCAUGGCAUUUGACCGCUGCAUAGCCAUAUGUGCCCCACUCCACUAUGCAACCCGAAUGAGUCAUGGGGUAUGUGCCCAUUUGGCAAUAGUUUCAUGGGGAAUGGGAUGUAUAGUAGGGUUGGGACAGACCAAUUUUAUUUUCUCCUUGAACUUCUGUGGACCCUGUGAGAUAGAC